Molecule: messenger RNA, 2430 nt
Organism: Microstroma glucosiphilum
Lineage: Eukaryota; Fungi; Basidiomycota; Exobasidiomycetes; Microstromatales; Microstromataceae
Exons: 1
Coding region: 162-2351 (729 amino acids)
Cellular component (GO): catalytic step 2 spliceosome
Source: RefSeq, a predicted model, not a curated record
UGCUCCUUUGCCGUGGUGAAAGAAGGAGAGCAACACCAGCAUAGAGCAACCACACCAUCAUUCAUCCAUCGUACAAGUCGUCGGAUAGCACAGCCUUGGCAUAGCAAAGGUCGCUGCUCAUGGACGCUGUUCAGUCAAUUCGGUAGAUCAGGUAGCCCAACAUGGCACCGCCCUCGUCCUCUUCAGCCUUGGCGUUGACCCCAUCGCCCUCGCCUCAGCCACCCGCCUCGCUCCGUGGGCAGCGACUCCUUUCCGAGGCAGACUACAUCUCCUCGCUAUCGUCACUCAUUCAGAGAGACUUCUUCCCCAACCUGCCUCGCCUCACUGCCGAGAACGAGUACCUCUCUGCUCUCGAGGACUUGGACAGUGGCGUGGAUGGCGCAGAAUUGCGGGUCAAGGAAGCAGAGAGGGACCUCGAUCGAAUGGACCGGGAGGAGGUGGAUGGCAAACAGAAGAGGAGACGGGCUAGAAAAGGCGCUGGGAGCAACGCGAGACGAACUCCUUCACGCUUUGCCACGCCAUCUGAUACCCCUGUGCGGCCACUGCAUGGCAGGUGGGACCCCACGCCACUCUCCUCGGGCGCCAGAACACCUCGUUCAGAGGCAGGAUGGGCAACGCCAAGCAAUUCGGAGGGUUAUGGCAAGGCUCACGCCACAAGGAUCGGCUCUGCGCUUGCGCAAGACCCUCGUCCUACUUACGCCUCCGAUGAGGAAGAACUCCCUCCUCCUCCUGAGCUCUCUGGCCACUCGAUCUCUUCGUUUCAGCACAGCUUUACGUCGGAGGAUAACGCUUCCUUCCUUGCCCUCGUCCAGUCCACCAACGAUCGGCGCAAGGAAAAGUAUGCUUGGGCGUUCCGGCAGGAGCGCAAUCACAAUGCAAGGAGGAAACUCAUUAUGGAUGAGGCGACAAAGAGGGCCGAUGAAGGGUAUGCGCGGAGUGUGCUUGCUCUGCCAGAGACAAAGAGGAGAAAGCUGAUCGAGGGGGGUAGGUUGGGGAUCGAGUUGAGCAAGCGAGUCGCCGAUCUGGAGCGAACUGAAAUGGUUCUGGGAGAGGGGAGCGGUGGCAAGAGCAAAGCGGAACAGCAGUUCCUUACCUACGACCCCGCCAAGGCACACCGCGCCCUUCGUGCCUCGAGCGAAGAAGGCACGUCUGCGAGCACUUCAUCACAAUUAGUACUCCUGCCCUCAAGACAUCGCUCAACAUCGCCACCCGCUCUGUCUCCCUUGAAACACUCUCUCGACCCUCGCUCUGAGAUCGCGCUCGUCUCGACAUCCUCUGCCAACAAAGUCUCCGACGAUUGCGAAAUGGAGGACCCCAGCUUCGACCCCAAUGCCAUUCUUCGCCGAGCCAAAGUCGUGCCGACUACAGCCACUACCUACACAGGCACCAAGUAUGCAGCUCGCAAUGCCCUCUUCUUCGGUCCCGACGCAGAGAUCGGCACGACCGAUCGAGUAACCUCUUCUCUUCCGGAACACGUCAAAGAAGGUGCCACGAGCGCAGAGCGUCUUUUCUACGCGCGGGAGAAGCUUAAGAGCAAGACGGUCUUCCACAAUACUGCUCUGCCCUCACAGGGCGUCUUCCCAGAGGCGAGGUAUCCUGACCUCCUUGCAGGCAAGGACAGCUCGAGCGUCAUCACCUCUGCCAGCCCUCGAUCCAGUCGAGUCGAGAGCGCCAUGGCUGGUGGCUCGCGCUAUGGAGACAACUUCGAUGACGAGAGUGGGGUAGAUUUGAGGUACGCAGGUCCCACUGUCAAUGGCUUCGGCUUCGUCUCGCCUGCCGAGGAUCUGACUCCGAACCGAGCAGCGAUGGAAGAAGAACUUGCGGAGAGUCUUGAGCAGAAGAGGAGGCAGAGAUUGCUCGCCAUUCAGGGCGGUGGAGGAGGGGGAGGUAGAGCGGAGGAUGGGCCCCGCUCUUUCUUUGUACCUCCAACACCCAAAAGGGACGAGCUGGCCUCUUCGCUCGCCACAAGAUCUGCUUCGUCGCGCAAUCGCACGACCGCCAAGGGCUCGACAUCUGGCUCACUGCGAAUGGGGUUGGGCGGUAGCCUAGGCGCUCGACUUGGACGCUCAUCAGGCGCUGCGACUCCCAGCAGGCGAUCCGAGGCUCUCUCUCCGGCCGCCAGGACACUGCUCGAUCGCAGUACCCGAGGUGGCCUUGGCAGUGGUCUUGGAGGUUUCCUCACUCCCAGUCGAGCCACCACACGGGCGCCAAACCUGCAGCGAAGUGGCGGAUCGAAGGACAAGGAGAAGGAGAGGCAGAGGAAACCGGUUGAGACGCUGGGAGGGAUGCUGGGGAAGAGAGGAUGGGAGGAUGAUACGCCCAAAGCUGGCACAAGUGGGAGAAAGCGCUAGAUGAAUUUUUGUAUUUUGUACCCUCUAGAUGAAGGAUUGCAGACAUUACUAUAUACCAUGAUCUCAAUCUGCCAGUUAG